UGCAGCUACCCACGCUCUGAUUUCCCAAACAAUGAGCUCUGUUAAUCACAUGCAACAAGUGCAGGGAGACUCCAGAUCCUCUUGAACACCGGCGGCUCCAUCGCUGUGGCUCUUUGUCUUGUAAAGCACAGCAUUAACAUCAGAAAGAAGAACAAAGCAUGGGGAUGAUGUUUGCGUUGCCCAGCAACACCAUCGCUUCUCUUCACUAUAUAACAGUGAAAUGUCUGCAUCCGUUUGUCAUCCCUGGUUUGAGGACAGGUUACGAAACCUGCCCACAACUCCUGAGGGAUGACCUCUGUUCACUUCCAUCCAUAAACUAGAAUAAUGCUGAAGGCGGAGGAGCGAACUGGUACUAAGAUCCUCCUGGAGGCGAUGUCCCAGGACAAGAUCCACCUGGCCAGGUUCGUUCUGGACGCACUAGAUGGAGGAAUUGUGGAUUCCAAAACCGAGGGCGCACAGACCCCUCUCAUCUCAUCCAUUUUCCUGCCUGAUGACAAGGUUCGAUGUAAGUUUGUGGAGCUGCUUCUGCAGCGAGGGGCCAGUGUCAAUCAUCAGGACGCAGACGGACGCACUGCGCUGAGUUACGCAUGUGAGAAAGGCUACCUGGACGCAGUCAAGAUCCUGGUCCGGAACAGUGCAGACCCGGAGAUUGUGGACGUGUGGGGGAACAGUGCACUAAUGUAUGCCGCAGUCGGAGGCCACUCCCACAUUGUCGACUUUUUAGUUAGAGCUUUCAAGAGGCUGGGUCUGCAGAUAGACAGACAGAAUAAAGUUGGGAACUCUGCUGUUCACGUGGCAAAGUUUCUCGGCCACGUAGACUGUUUCUUUGCACUCACUAACAAGAAGGGCCACGAGGCUGAGGGAUGCGGCGAUGUCAAUUACAGGUUUCAGAAGAAAGUUGGACAUUUAGUGAAUAAACUUGAAGCUCUCCAGACUUCUGCUCCUGGUAAUAAGAUCACAGUUCAAAGGUGCGGCAGGAAGCCAGGGCAUGGGAUGAAGCAGAGUCAUCUGCCACGGAUGGACUCCAUAGAAGAGUUUGACACACAGAACGGAGACUCCUCUGUGCCUCCACAUGAGCUGGUCUUCCUCACCCCUAAACCCCCCCUACGGACCUCUGACCAGCUCCCCUUCUCUAAGCGCAUCACAUCUGGGGGCAGAGGUGUCACCACCGAUGAUCUGCUCCCUCCUCUUAUCUCAUGCAGUGAGUCCAAAAACAGGGUUUUCUUCUCUCCCCGACCGGCCAGAAACUGUGUGAAGCGCAGCGCAUCUUCUGCCCUGAACAUCUUACUGACUCCUAUUGCUGCCAAUAAAAGUGACGAUGAGCUGCGAACAGAAAAACCAAAAGCCGUAGACGUCGGCGCUCGCAGAUUUCAUGACAACUAUCAGAAAAGGUUCAGUUUGCCAACUACCCUUCUCAGCCCUGCGCCACCGGAACGCACUGUGGUGCCUUUGCGUAAAUCCAGAGCAGUGAGGAGGUGCACAGCUUCUCCCUCUGUGGUAGAACUUCUCCAGUUGGCCAAUCCAACUACCACCUCAUCUCCAACUUUCUCUGUGUUAAGCAACAAACUCUUGCGCCCAUUUACAUCCCCGGAGUUUAAAAAGGACGUGAAAGAGAUGGAGCAUGGUCCGGAGUUUACUUCAGUGCGGAUUCCGCGAUCGGAGACAUUUCCCCAAGACAUUAAACAUCCCCUGGUGGGCAGUAAACCCAGCAUCGACAGCAUCAGCUCCGUUAAAUGCGAGUUUGACUUCCAGUGCAGAAUACCCAACUCUAGGCAUCCCUCCUCUCUCUCCUUUUUCCUUUUCACUCACCCGCCUCCCCUCUCUCUCUUCCCUGCUCUCUCUCUCUUUUCUUUCCGUGGGUUCGGCACACGCUGCCCUGUCACUAAGCCCCUGUUUCCAGCGUUGGGGAAGCUGAUAGAAAUGGGACGACUCGGUUUCAGCACCACGGAGAGCGCCCGACUUCUGCUAUUGAGUGUGUUCGGUGUGCUGGCGCUGUCCGUGGUGCUGGCGGAACAGGAGGGAGAGAACCUGUCCGGACUCUCCAACAACCCAGACAAAGCCAUCUUCGCCGUCCGGGAAAACGGAACAACAUGCCUGAUGGUGGAAUUCGCCGUUAAGUUCCUCGUGCCAUAUGACGUGCUCGCGCUCAAUGGCAUAGACUUAAUCACCGAACAGGCAUCGUUCACUUUGCCCCGUGGUGCAGAAAUCGAGGGAAAAUGUGGGGUCACGGAGUCAGAGAUUCACAUCACCUGGAAGAAUAAGGCGUACACCCUCCGCAUCUACUUCUCUAAGGAGUUCCGUGACAAGGGCAUUGAGGUGUGGAAAAUCAGCAAGGUCCAGUUCGUCUACGACACCUCAGAAACAUCACAUUUCAUCAACGCAUACAACCCUGGAAAGCACACAGCCAGCACCCACCGCCUGUCAGCCCUGGUGACCCCUGCCGGGCGCUCCUUCGUGUGCACAGCACAACAGACCCUCACCCUUAUCUCCAGUGACCACCAGAAGGGCAUCACUGUCUCCAUGUAUGACAUUCAGAUCCAACCCUUCGACAUUUCCUCGGACUUCAUGUUCAGUGAACCCUACAAGUGCAUCACUGAUCAGCGGGAGCGCCUGGAGGAGACUCUCCCCCUUGUUUUAGGCCUCAUCUUGGCUCUCAUUAUCGUCAUCACGCUCACCGUCUACCACUUCCACCUGAAGCUGACGGCGAGCCAACCCCAGCUGCCCAGAGACCGCUCCAUGUACAAGAAUAUGUAGUGUGUGCACAGGUGACUCCCUCAGCUCUCCUCAAUGCUCCUCGAUGUCCCAGGCCCAACACCUCAGAGUCGACUGCCCCGCUCUGGACGGACUUGCCUGCUUGACUGAGAUUUACAUGUGUAGCCUGUACUCUAGGCCCUUUGGUUAGCAACAAUUACAACAGAAAGUAUGGGACAGCUUGGGGCAUUCUAAUAUUUUGGGCCUAGCAUGGAUGUAGUUGUGGGAAUAAACCUACCAAAACCUACUUUACCCAGUUGAAUCUUAAUGCCAUAAAUCCAUAGUCAGCGUUACAAUGACUAGACUUUUAUCAAUAAAAAAAAACAUGCUUUUGUGAGAAUAUAAUUUAUUUUUUCAAACUAGUAGUAGUUGUUUGUCAACGUUACAAAAUCACAAAUUUGAGCUUUUAGUUUAUCAUCUUAUCUAAUAACGUCACAGGAGCCGGGUUUGUUUUUAAUCAAACUUCUCUUUGAAUGAAAUGUAUGAAUUGCCUGAGCUUCUGCUGUCAUUUACCAACUGUUUGUCGUCUUCUCCGCACUCUCUUUCUGAAAUUUCUGCUCAAUAAUUUCAACACCUACUGUUGGUUCAGUAUUUGCUGAUCUUCUCUGUUGGGAUCUACACUCCCUGUCGUUUCAUUUCUGAAUGCAGCCAUAGUGUUGACAGUGGACAGUCUUGUAGUGUAUAGUGCAGUGGCAUUCAAAGUCAUUAUGAUUUGCAGUGUUACAGUUUUUGCUUUGACUUAAAUCUUUUCUGUACACAGAUGUAUGAAACAUAUCAAAAAAAAAAAAAAGAAAACACAAAACACUUGACAGAUAUUCUGUAUUGAUAGUCAAGACAUGACCUGAAUGCCAUAUGAAAAUGUUUAUGAAAGUAACAAGAGGUUAUUGAAUUUAAAAAAAAAUGUGUAUAGUAUUUUCAGAAACAAAGUCUAUGCAUAAACUUCUGCUGAUGCAAUCCUGUGCAGUAUUCUAUUCACUCAAAUAAAUUGCUGGAAUCAU
This is a messenger RNA of Sphaeramia orbicularis (orbiculate cardinalfish), 3749 nucleotides long. It is a transcript of the gene lamp5, whose product is annotated as lysosomal associated membrane protein family member 5. The record is from RefSeq and is a predicted model, not a curated record. Gene Ontology annotation, molecular function: protein binding. Gene Ontology annotation, cellular component: plasma membrane; late endosome membrane; lysosomal membrane. Lineage: Eukaryota; Metazoa; Chordata; Actinopteri; Kurtiformes; Apogonidae. The transcript is spliced from 7 exons. Gene Ontology annotation, biological process: establishment of protein localization to organelle. The coding region runs from base 325 to 2754 and encodes 809 amino acids.